Messenger RNA from Plasmodium relictum, 3033 nucleotides. Its product is annotated as conserved Plasmodium protein, unknown function. The record is from RefSeq and is a predicted model, not a curated record. Gene Ontology annotation, molecular function: mRNA binding. Gene Ontology annotation, biological process: mRNA processing. Lineage: Eukaryota; Apicomplexa; Aconoidasida; Haemosporida; Plasmodiidae. The coding region runs from base 1 to 3033 and encodes 1010 amino acids. Gene Ontology annotation, cellular component: exon-exon junction complex. The transcript has a single exon.
AUGGAUAUAAAAAAUAUGAGAAAUGAAUUUAUUUUAGAAGAGGAAAAUAAUGUAUUUGAAGACUACAAAUCUUAUAUGAGUGAAAGUAAUGAUUUAAGUAUAGAAAAUAGAGACAAAAGUUCUAUGUGUUCUGACAAAAAUAUGAAUGAUGAAGAAAACGAUGACGAUAGUGAUGAUGAUGAUAAUAGUAUAAAAAAAAAAAAUUUAAUAAAUUUGAAUAACAAAAAGGAGGAAAAAAAAGAAAGUAAAGAUGAAUUAAAGCGGGAAAUAAAAAAAAGUAAAAGAAGUCAAUCAUUGAGCAACGAAUCAGAAAAUUUAACAAAUAAAAAUUUUUCAAUAAAAGAAAAAAUGAAAGAAGAUCCUUGUUUUGUACCAAAAGAAUCAAGAUACUUCUUGCAUGAUAACAGAUUUGAAAAUAAUGAUAAAAAUAGAAAAAAUUCUAAUGAGAAAAGAAAAGGCUAUAAAAUUAAUUACGAGGAAGAAAAAAAGUGGAAACAUGAUUUAUUUUAUGAUUAUAAAUAUGAUAAUUAUUAUGGAAGAGAAAGAAAUGAUAGAUCAAAAAGUCAUACAUAUAAUAAAUACUACCGAUCAAAGCAUAAAGAUGAAAAAAAUAAGUAUUCCUCUUAUAAAAAUAAUAAAGAACAUUAUUACCAUGAGAAAAAUCGUCAUAAAAAUGAUAAAGCGAAUUAUCAUAAAUAUUAUAAUGAUAAAAAUAGGUAUCAAAGUAAAAGAAGUAAUAAAGUAAAUAACUCUACUAAUAAGAAUUUGAGAAAUUACUUAGAUAAAGAAAAUGAAAAAUAUGUAAAUGAAAAAAUGAGUUUAUUUGAAAAAAAAAAUUAUAAUAGAGAAAAUUUAUCAAAAAAAAGUAAAAAUAAAAAUAAUGAAUUAAAUGGAAAUGAAAAAUUAAAUGAAAGUAUUAAGAAAAAUGAAAAGUAUGAGAUAAUAAGAGAUGAUAAGCUAAAAAAUGAAAAAUUAAGCAAAAGCAUAAAUACAAGUGAAGAACCGAGUAAAAAUAAGAAUUUUGAUAAAAAUGGAGAAUUAAAUAAAGAUAAGUAUCUUAAUAAAAAAAAUUAUUUAAAAGAAAAAAGAUUAAAUCAUAAAAAUAAUUAUAAUAAUGAAAAAAUUAAAAAUAUAUCCUAUAAAUUAAAAAAUUGUUACAAUUAUUCAAUAAAUAAUAGGGAUAUCUCAAAUAAUUAUCAGGGGGCACGUUACAUUUAUGUAAAGGAUAGAAAUUAUAUAAAUAAAACAACAACAAAAAUCUAUAAUAAAAAAAGUAAUUUACAUGAAGAUAAUUAUAAUAAAAACUCUUAUCAAUAUAAAAAUUUUAAUCUGCAAAAUAUGAAAAUGAGUAAUUUACAAAACAAAAAUAAAGAAAAUACAAAAAUUAUUAAAGAAAAAUUAUAUAAUGAAGACAAUAUUGAUAAGAAAAAUGAACUAAAUAAGAAUUUUAACAAAUCCAAUAAUUCAUUAAUAAAAAAUGAAAAAAGUUAUUUUAAAUAUAGUUCUUUAAGAAAAUAUGGUAACAAUAAUUACAAAAAUAAUUUAAAAAAACAAAAUGAAAAAUAUCAAAAUAUUAAAUUAAAUACUAAAAAUGUUAAUUAUAAUCAUUAUUUAGAAGAAAUAGAAAAUGAUAAUGCUAUAUAUAGCACAUAUGAUGAAAAUAAUAAAAACAAUGAUAAGCAUAUGAAUGGUAAAAAUUUAAUAAGCAAAAGAAAAAAUUACAAAAACGUAGAAAAUAAAGAACACAUUAAAAUUAAUAAUUUAAAAAAUAAUACUAUAUAUAAUACUAGAUAUGACAUGUACACAAAAAAAAAUAAAGAAAAAAAUGAAAACACCAAUAACUCAGUUGAUAAUGAAAAUGAAAAAAGUAUAAAAAAAUAUUAUAAUAAAAAUUAUAAUAAAAAUGGAAAAAAAAUAGGGGAUAAAUAUAUUCAUAAUAAUAUGCAUAUAAAAAACGAUUAUUAUAAAGAAAAAUAUGAAAAUUUAAAAAAUGAAGUAGAUAAUAAUAUCAUUAAUACUGAUAAUAAUGAUAGUAACAGUAAUAAUAAUAAUAAUAUUGAAAAUAAUAAUAAUGAUAUAAAAAAUGAUGUUGAUAAAGAAUAUAACGAUUGUAACAAUAAUAAUAAUUUAAAGGAUAAAAUGAAUAAAGAAAAUAAUGAACAUUUUAUCAAUGAUAAGUUGAACGAGAUGAACUAUAAUGAUAAAAAUAAAAUCAAUAAUUUUUUUAAGAAUAAUUCUUUUCAAAAAAAAAAAAAUCGUACUCACUUGAAUGAACCUAAUAUUGAUUGCAAUAAUAUAAAUAAAAAGAGUGAAGCAAAUCAUGUGUUUUCUAAGCAUUACGUUAAUAAGGGUACUCAUGCAAAUUUAAAAAGAAAGAAAAAAGAAGAGACAUUAAAUGAUUCAACAAAAAAUAUAUAUGAAUAUCAAAAUAAUAGUGUGAACACUAAAAAUUGUAACGAUAAUAUAGGAAAUAUACAAAUAUAUCAAGAAAAUAGUAAAAAUAUAAUUAAUGAUAAGAAUAAUUUUAACAAUGAAAAACAUUGUUGUAAUUAUUUAAAUAAUAAUAAUUAUAAUACUUACUGCUUUGAUAAUAGUUAUAUUGAUAAUAAUUAUUAUUAUAAUGACAAUAUGUACACUAAUAAUAAUACAAAUUACAUGAAUGAUAACAACACAUUUUUUAAUGAUAAUAAUUAUGUAAAUCAUAUUAAUGACCAUUAUAUAAAUAACAACUUUGUAAACAAUAGUUAUAUAAACGAUAGAAAUUAUGUAAAUGAUCAGAAUUAUAUAAAUGACAAUAAUUAUGUAAAUGAUCAGAAUUAUGCUAAUGAAUGUAAUUAUAUAGGAAGUAACUAUAUUAAUGAUAAUACUGCAUAUAUAAAUGAUAAUUUUGUUAAUGAUAUUAGUUAUAUUAGUAAUAAUUAUAUGAAUGCUACCAAUAAUUAUUACUAUGAUAAUAUGUUUACUACCUAUACGAAUGAGAAUGAUAAUUAUUACUAUAACGAUAAUAAAUACAACAAACAGCAACAAUUAUAA